Molecule: messenger RNA, 1185 nt
Organism: Didymodactylos carnosus
Lineage: Eukaryota; Metazoa; Rotifera; Eurotatoria; Philodinida; Philodinidae
Source: the annotation of a GenBank genome assembly
AUGCAUUGGUCAAGCGAAAGCAAGUUAUAUCGUUCUAAAACAAAUAAUUAUAUUACCGGAAAUUUAUAUGGUAUUCUACGAGGAGAUUCUGACAAUAAAAAUACUCAAGUCCUGCGUUGUGGGCAUUUUCGAUGUUACGGGACGCAUUAUGUACCAACAAAAGCAGUUAUAUUCGAUGUGUGCAUACGGCUUGUCGAUGGUUCGAAAAGUUAUAUGGAAGGACAAAAUUUGUUGAUGAAGGAGGAAAUUUUCGUAGUUAGUGAAAUAAGUAAAUUAGUUAGUGAUUUAGAAAAAACGUCACUAUUCAUCUCUUCUGACGAAGAUAUACCAUUACAAGACAUCGAGUUUUUCAAUCCAAAUUUGCCGAAGGCAACCGAUGUUCAUGGAUUUUUUAUUCAUGUAUUCAAUGGCAUUUAUUUGUAUUCGAAAGGCACAAUGACGUACGGCAAACAAAUAGAAGAUCGUACUAUUUCGAUGUUAGUCCCUAGUACAGGUAGUAAAUGGGGACGAAUAUUGGAAUAUUAUGCCAACAAUAAUCCGACAAACUGGAUUUACGAACGUUGUUUGUAUUGGUCAUUAUCACAACAACAAUUCGUUAAUCAAACAGUAGUUGGAGACCAGGACUUACCAUCAGUUGAAUAUUUGUAUUUAACAAGAUUUUUAAUGCGUUUUCGUAUUGAAACGGAAAUUCAAAAUAAAUAUAAUAAAAAUGAUGAUGAAGACGAUAGCGUUGUUAUGGGACAAAAUCGUAAUGAUACUGAUGUCGAUUUGUUAGAAUUAGAUUUAGUUCCGAUUUCGAGUGCAGCGAAACCACCAACACAAUGGAUGAAUAUAACAUUACCAGUUGUUAAAAUUGCUGUUAAAUACUGUAAUGAACUGGUUAGACCACAAGGCCUGCAACUAUUUAAUAUUAAAGCUGAUUCGUACGAAGUUCAUGCCGAUGAAUGUAAAAAUCAGAAAAAAAUAUUGGAUUUUACGUUCAAUGUAUUUCAAUUAAGCAAUUUAACAUUUCCUGGCCCGUUUCACAACGCAGGACGACCAGGUGUUGUUGUUAAUGAAUUUUUACAUGAUUUAGCCGAAAACGGGCUAUUGAUUUCGGGUGGAUUUUUGAAAACAUCUCUCGAAAAUAAAUUAUCUUACUUUGCCAUCAAGACUAGAUCAGCUUUAAAAAAAGCCCUGACCUAA